This is a messenger RNA of Entamoeba dispar SAW760, 879 nucleotides long. RefSeq lists its product as uncharacterized. The record is from RefSeq and is a predicted model, not a curated record. The coding region runs from base 1 to 879 and encodes 292 amino acids. Lineage: Eukaryota; Evosea; Mastigamoebida; Endamoebidae. The transcript has a single exon.
AUGCAAACAGAUGACAUCCUCCAAAUGGUAAUGAGGAAGUUAUUGGAAUUAACACUCAAAGUUAAAAGCCUUAGUGAGACAGUAGUGGUACUUGAAAAGACAGUAUUAGAAAUGAAAAAAACUCAAAUUACAACUGAACUUGAAAAUCGAGCACAACGAUUACUUUCAGCAAGUGCUGAGCAAUGUAAAAAACUUGAACAUGUUCUUAGCCAAGCACAGAACGACGUAACAAAUAGUAUAGAAGAAACAGCACAAUUGUGUAAUGAUAAAUUAAUUGAAGGUAUAGAAGCUACAUCAACAAGAUUAACAUAUACAAAGAGAGAUAUGGUUACUACGAGAUUAAAAAUUGAAGAGUUAGAGAAGGCAAGUUUUAAAAUUAACAGAUUGUUAAGAAUGAAUGAUUUAGCACAAAUUUCUACAAAAGGAAGUAUUCCUAAACGAGUUAAUGUUACUACAGCAAUUUAUGAAGAUAAAAUAUAUAAAUUAUCACCAGUAUGGUUAGCAACUAUUUCUUCAAACAGUAUCACAGGAAGAAAAUGUGUCAGUUUAUAUACAGAAGAUAAAAAACAAGCAGUUCACAUUUAUUAUUCAGAUGAAAAAUAUUUCUACUUCUUUAAUGAAAAUGAAUUUAAAUAUGAUUUAAAAGAAGACUCAAUCACACAACUUAAAGUUGAACUUCAUUUAGAAUGGAAACGUCUUGCAUGUGAAGUUGUAAAUAUCCCAACAGGAAGUUUUUUUAGUAAAUCUCGAAAUGGUAAAAGUGCUGUAUUUUAUGUUCGUGAGUCAAUGAUUUGUGUUAGACUUGAUUCAGGAGAUAUUAUUGUAUUAGAUGCUAAUAGCAACUCAAUUUAUGUGAAUACACGAAAAUUAAUAUUAUAA